This is a messenger RNA of Manis pentadactyla (Chinese pangolin), 3703 nucleotides long. RefSeq names its product radixin (gene RDX). Lineage: Eukaryota; Metazoa; Chordata; Mammalia; Pholidota; Manidae. The transcript is spliced from 10 exons. The coding region runs from base 1 to 1344 and encodes 447 amino acids. Gene Ontology annotation, molecular function: actin binding; cell adhesion molecule binding. The record is from RefSeq and is a predicted model, not a curated record. Gene Ontology annotation, biological process: regulation of cell shape; positive regulation of protein localization to early endosome; positive regulation of early endosome to late endosome transport. Gene Ontology annotation, cellular component: adherens junction; apical part of cell; plasma membrane.
AUGCUGAACUGGAAUUUGCCAUUCAGCCCAAUACAACUGGCAAACAACUUUUUGACCAGUGUUUUGGAACAACACAAACUAACAAAAGAACAGUGGGAAGAAAGAAUACAAAACUGGCAUGAAGAACAUAGAGGAAUGCUAAGGGAAGAUUCUAUGAUGGAAUACCUGAAAAUUGCACAAGAUCUAGAAAUGUAUGGAGUCAACUAUUUUGAAAUAAAAAAUAAAAAGGGAACUGAAUUGUGGCUAGGUGUUGAUGCUUUGGGUCUGAAUAUUUAUGAGCAUGAUGACAAGUUAACACCUAAAAUUGGUUUUCCAUGGAGUGAAAUCAGAAAUAUUUCAUUUAAUGACAAAAAAUUUGUUAUAAAACCAAUUGACAAAAAGGCACCUGAUUUUGUUUUUUAUGCACCUCGUCUGAGAAUCAAUAAGCGGAUUUUGGCCUUGUGUAUGGGAAACCAUGAGCUCUACAUGCGGAGAAGGAAGCCUGAUACUAUCGAAGUACAGCAGAUGAAGGCUCAGGCUAGGGAGGAGAAACACCAGAAGCAAUUGGAAAGGGCACAGUUAGAGAAUGAAAAGAAGAAAAGAGAAAUAGCAGAAAAGGAAAAGGAAAGAAUAGAACGUGAAAAGGAAGAGCUAAUGGAACGUCUUAGGCAAAUUGAAGAACAGACAAUGAAAGCGCAGAAAGAACUAGAAGAACAGACUCGAAAAGCUCUAGAACUGGACCAGGAACGAAAACGAGCAAAAGAAGAAGCAGAAAGGCUUGAAAAGGAGCGUCAAGCUGCUGAAGAGGCCAAGUCUGCUAUAGCCAAGCAAGCUGCUGACCAGAUGAAGAACCAGGAACAACUGGCAGCAGAACUCGCGGAAUUCACUGCCAAGAUUGCCCUUCUGGAAGAAGCCAAGAAGAAGAAGGAAGAGGAAGCUACCGAGUGGCAGCACAAAGCUUUUGCAGCCCAGGAAGACUUGGAAAAGACCAAAGAAGAGUUAAAAACUGUGAUGUCUGCUCCUCCUCUCCCUCCCCCACCUCCGGUCAUUCCUCCGACAGAAAAUGAACAUGAUGAACACGAUGAGGACAAUGCCGAGGCCAGUGCCGAGCUGUCAAAUGAAGGGGUGGUGGACCACAGGAGUGAGGAGGAGCGCGUGGCAGAAACACAGAAAAAUGAGCGCGUUAAGAAACAGCUCCAGGCAUUAAGUUCAGAAUUAGCCCAAGCCAGAGAUGAAAGCAAGAAAACACAAAAUGAUGUUCUUCACGCUGAGAAUGUUAAAGCAGGCCGUGAUAAGUACAAGACUCUGCGGCAGAUCCGACAAGGCAAUACAAAGCAACGUAUUGAUGAGUUUGAAGCAAUGUGAGAGCUGUUACUUUGCAUACAUGUUCUUCAUAAGCUGAACCACCAACAGAGAAAAGCAGGCCUUUGCAGAUGUGAUGGAAUGCAUCCCACCUUGCCAAAGCACUUACACCAGUUUGACUGGGGGGGCUGAAAGACAUUUAAGGGGAGUCCUUCAACAUUAAGGCAGUGUCAUAUCAUGCUUGGUUUUCAUUUUCUUUUGGGCCAGGGAAUGGAGAACAGUGCUCCAUCACCUUGUUUCACAAUUUCAUUUUCCAUUUUUUUUUUUCUGUUGAUGAUUAACAAUUAGUGUUAAUUAUUAUCAUGUCUGACAAAUAUAUAUGUGAUUUAAGCACUCGGUACAUUUUGAAGGGUGGUGACUCUUGUUUACCCUUGCAUAUUUUAUCUGCAUGUAUUCCUACAUUCUCUCAUAUUCAUAUUUUCUCAGUGUGCCCUUCUGAUAUACUUGCCAUGCCAUAAUCAUAAUUCUACCAGAUCAUUGGCAGUGUUUAAAAUGAGAGGUGACAGGGUGGACAGUCCUUGAUCAUUGUAUAGAAGAUGGCUAUGAAUCUUGAAAAGGAUUAGAAUGUUGAACCAUGUAGUGUCCAGCCAGUGGUUAAUUUUUUUAAAUCCCAAUUUAAUUAUAUUAUUGGAUAUUUGAUAUCUGCUUGCUUAAUUAUAGUCAUCUUUGACAGCUGAAUUGAUUGGUGUUUCAUCUCCUGUCAUCCUUUGAUUUUCUUUGCCUACAGAUUCACAAAGGUGUAGACAGCAGGUAGUAGUUCCCUAGUAGAGUUUAUUGAUGAAAUACUACCUGCAAAUAACAGUUGUCUCUGAAAGAUUUAAGGAAGUUCUGUUCUUUCAUAGAUUUAGACAAACAGUUGUUUAAUAAAAAAUACACAUUUGUUGGUAAUUGAUAUGAUCACUAAAAAAAUAUCCCUGACAUUUCUGGAAGGGUAUCAUGAAAAACAUCAGUCCCAAAAAGGGACAGUAAUAACUACCUCACUACUACACCUGCAAUGACUCGUUGUCCAAACACAAUGGAAUGUGUAAGCUAUACAUUUUUUAAAUAUGCAGUGGUACUUUCAAUCAUGAGGGAAUACUGUGGAGCUUUCCUUCUCCUUCAGGAUAUCUUAGAGUGCUAAAUUUUUAACUGCCUUUUUGUUGAGCUGAACUUGGGACUCUGACUUGUAUUAAAAUUGUAAGCUCUCCCUUGUACACUGUCUUCCUGGAGGGUGUGUCCGCAUGUGUGUAUGUGUGUGAGAGAGAGAGAGGAUGUUGCCCUUAGAGGAUAUGAAGAAUAGCUAUACCUUCGUUUCUUGAUAUAAUUGCUACAUUAUCAUUUUAGUAGAUUUGGUUUCUAAAUCAUUGUGCUUAUUUUUUCAGUCUCUAACUAAAAAUAGUUAAAUUUGGUUGGUAAUCCUAUUUUAGAAAUUAUAAUUCUAGGUUAUAUUAAAUUCAAUUAUGUCUUAUGAAGAAAUCUUUCCAGUUUGAAAGAUGUUCUAAUAUUCACAUAUUCUAACAUUUUCUUUAUUGUAAAGCAUCUAGAUUUGGAGAUAAAGCCUUUUUUUCUCUGUGUGGUUCAGCUACUUUCCAUUUGGUAUUAGGCACUCAAAUUUACAUUUACCUAUUAAAACUGCCAUUUUGUUAAACAUUUUUCAUGCACAGUAGAUUCAAGUUGUGUCUGAAAGUAUCUCUUGUGCUUUUUUGAUUUUGCUGACUUUAAAAGGAUUAAUCUGGGCAGACAUAUGAGGAGGAAAGGUUGCAUUUAAUAUAUUUUUUGGACUUUGUGGGACAAAAGAUAACUGGUUAACCUUGAAGUGGCUGUUGUAUGGUGGUUGUGCACAUGUUUCAAAAUAGUAUGGAAGAGAAUGUUUCUAUUGGCAGCACAUGAGAGGGAUAGAUGGUGAACCCCCACUAUUCUUGCUUAAAGCAUAAAUGUUCACUUCUCCAAAGCACUGAAGCAGUUGCCAUAAUAGGUGGAAAUUGACUUCCAUUGGAUUUUUACUCAUUUUCUUCAUUUUGAAUUAUAUGCACUACCAUUGCUACAUCAGUUUGAUAUCAGUGUUGAAAAUUUACCAGUUAUAUUUGCUGUUUAUAGUCCAUCUGUAGAUUAGGAUUAAAAUGGAUUUAAUCCAUUUUUAAAGCUGUGUGAAUUUUUCUAAACAGGAACAGCUAUUUGCAUUAUGGGUUUUCAUAGUGAUUAAACCAAUUAUAACUUUAAUUAUUAGCAGUUGAGAGCACAUGUUCAUAUAGCAAUGUAAAAAUAUAUUACUGAGUAUUUGGUAAUUUCCAAUAGGAUUUACCAUUAGCAUAAUUUUAUGUUGUACAAUUAAAUUAUAAUUUUGGUAACAUUCAUUGGUUAACAAUAAAGUGACAAAAGCUCA